Bufo bufo (common toad) is the source of this 1845-nucleotide messenger RNA. RefSeq names its product N-myristoyltransferase 1 (gene NMT1). Gene Ontology annotation, cellular component: cytoplasm. Lineage: Eukaryota; Metazoa; Chordata; Amphibia; Anura; Bufonidae. The record is from RefSeq and is a predicted model, not a curated record. Gene Ontology annotation, biological process: N-terminal peptidyl-glycine N-myristoylation. Gene Ontology annotation, molecular function: glycylpeptide N-tetradecanoyltransferase activity.
CUUUCUAACCUCCCCCCUUACCCGGCUUCGGAUUAAAGAUGGCGGAUAGGAGUGAGACAGCAGGAGGCGAACGGUUGGGGGAGGAUGAAAAUGGACACGGACAUUGCAGCGACUGCGAGAAUGAGGAGAAGCACAGCAUUAACCGGGGAGUGGGCGAUGACACUGGAGUCAAGAAAAAGAAGAAACAGAAACGCAAGAAAGACAAGGCUGGAGAUACAUUGGAUACUACUGAUCCUCCGGUGAACACACUCCCUGCUGAAAAGAUCCAGGAGAUCCAGAAGGCCAUUGAGUUGUUUUCUGUAGGACAGGGCCCAGCCAAGACUAUGGAAGAGGCUAGCAAACGAAGCUACCAGUUCUGGGACACACAACCUGUGCCCAAGCUAGGAGAAGUGGUGAGCACACAUGGGCCCAUUGAACCAGACAAGGACAAUAUCCGCCAGGAGCCGUACAGUCUUCCACAGGGUUUCACCUGGGACGCUCUGGAUUUGGGUGAUAGUGCAGUGCUGAAAGAGCUCUACACUUUACUCAAUGAGAACUAUGUGGAGGAUGAUGACAAUAUGUUCCGUUUUGACUACUCCCCGGAGUUCCUAUUGUGGGCACUGAGACCUCCUGGAUGGCUGCCACAGUGGCAUUGUGGGGUGAGAGUAUUUCCAGCAAAAAACUAGUGGGAUUUAUCAGCGCCCAUCCCAGCUUUCAUGAAAAUCUAUGACCUCACCAAGAAAAUGGUGGAGAUCAACUUCCUUUGUGUACAUAAAAAGUUGCGCUCUAAGAGUGCUCCAGUUCUAAUUCGAGAAAUCACACGUCGAGUCAACAUGGAGGGGAUCUUCCAGGCAGUCUACACAGCAGGCGUAGUUUUACCCAAGCCAGUAGCCACAUGCAGGUACUGGCACAGAUCGCUAAAUCCUCGCAAGUUGAUAGAGGUAAAAUUCUCUCACCUGAGCCGCAACAUGACCAUGCAGAGGACUAUGAAGUUAUAUCGACUGCCUGAGGCCCCUAAAACUGCUGGUCUGAAGCCCAUGGAACUCUGUCACAUCCCAGCGGUGCACAAGCUUCUAGCCAGUUACCUUUCCCAGUUCAAUCUGGCUCCAGCUAUGAGUGAAGAGGAGGUUGAGCACUGGCUGCUUCCACAGGAGAACAUCAUAGACACCUUUAUUGUGGAGACUCCCAAAGGAGAAAUAACAGACUUCCUAAGCUUUUACACGUUGCCCUCAACCAUCAUGAAUCAUCCCACACACAAGAGCCUGAAAGCGGCAUACUCCUUCUACAAUGUUCACACCAAGACGCCUCUUGUUGACCUCAUGAAUGAUGCUCUCGUAUUGGCUAAGUCUAAAGGAUUUGAUGUUUUCAAUGCUCUGGAUCUUAUGGAGAACAAAACCUUCCUCGAGAAGCUGAAAUUUGGGAUAGGAGAUGGGAAUCUUCAGUAUUACUUGUAUAAUUGGAAGUGUCCCAGCAUGGGCCCUGAGAAGGUUGGUCUGGUUUUACAGUAAAUGCCUGCAACCCCUAUAUCUGAUUGGGGGGGGACAGGGUGUAUAAUGGGCCACCAGCUGCUCAUGAUGCCUGAGGUUGGACACUCAAGAAAGCAGCCCCAAGAAGGAGUGCAGUAUUUGUCGGCGCCGCUCUUGAACGCAUCAUGCUGAUGUAAUAUGGGAGGGAGUCUUCAGGUUCAUGGAAGUGCAAAGUAGGGAGCUUCCUCUAGCCUGGCUUGACUUAAGGAUAUUUCAGGGUUUUCUCUACUCCCUUCCCACUGCUGUGAAUAUGAAACUGCGACCACUCUUCCUUUCCUGCUGCCACCCGAAAUGAAACGGAGUUGUGGCUGAAUAUUAAAGUAUAUAUUAUAUAUAUCUG